AUAUUUGUAUUCCUGAUAAGUCAGUUCACAUCUUGGUUCGCUGGAAGAUACAACUCUGUACUGUGCUCACCCGUGAUGUUUUGUGACAUCUUCGUUUAUUAUUUUUAACUUGAACAGACAAUACUCAGUCUAAUCCUCAAAUGCUUCGUCCUACGCCCAGUUCGACUCUAUUGGGCCGUGCGCUGAGGCGAUCUUUCAGCAGUGCUGCCAAUAAUGGACCCGUUGUAACCGAAAUGGACCCCAAGACGGGAUACGCCACAGUUACCCUGAACCGAGCCCCUGUCAACGCUAUGAAUCUGGAACUGAUGAGGGCGAUCCAGCGUACCAUUGAUGAUUUGGAACGUGACAAGGCACGAGGCAUGAUAUUGACAUCGAAGUUUUCAAACAAGGUGUUUUGCGCCGGGCUAGAACUCACGGAAAUGGUCAACCCCAACCCAGAACAGUUUAGGGUCUUUUGGACCAGUUUGCAGGACACGUGGAUGAAACUGUAUGGAACAUCAUUUCCGACGGUUGCAGUUAUUAACGGGCAUGCACCCGCCGGUGGAUGUAUGAUAUCUUUAGCUUGCGAGUAUCGUGUGAUGCAGCCCAACUUCAGCAUUGGGCUUAAUGAAACUGUCUUGGGUCUCCCGGUUCCGAGGUGGUUGCAAACUACAAUGUCGAAAGUUAUUGGAGAACGCAUGUCGGAGAUUGCUUGUACUACUGGCAAACUGUAUAGCGCGGAACAAGCAUUGAAAAUGGGAAUGAUUGACGAGCUGGUGACGAACCAGGACGAAGGAGUUUUGAAGGCGGUAGCUUUUCUGGACUCUUUCAAGGAUAUGAUUCCUGUCGUAAGAGAUAAAACGAAACUCGAACUUAGAAAGUUGAACAUAGAGGAUUUCCAAAACUAUAGACAAGCAGAACUUGACUUUGUGACGAAUCAUGUAACGUCAUCAGAGUUUCAGAAUGUGCUAGUAGGAUAUCUGCAGUCGUUGAAAAUUAGAAAAUCAAAAUGAUUUGUUAUCUAUUUAACAAAUAUUUGAAGUGAUUGGAAAAUAUAUGUUUGGUCUUAAAA
Messenger RNA from Culex quinquefasciatus (southern house mosquito), 1051 nucleotides. RefSeq names its product enoyl-CoA delta isomerase 1, mitochondrial. The transcript is spliced from 5 exons. The coding region runs from base 141 to 992 and encodes 283 amino acids. The record is from RefSeq and is a predicted model, not a curated record. Gene Ontology annotation, molecular function: enoyl-CoA hydratase activity. Lineage: Eukaryota; Metazoa; Arthropoda; Insecta; Diptera; Culicidae. Gene Ontology annotation, biological process: fatty acid beta-oxidation. Gene Ontology annotation, cellular component: mitochondrion.